AUGUUAACUGCCCCACCGGGCUUUCUUAACCAGGAUCCAGACUCAGACUUGAAAACUUUUUUUAGGAUAUUUGUGUGUUUUGAUGCAUUGAAAAAGGGGUUCUUGGCAGGUUAUAGGAAGUUGUUAUGCCUGGACGGUUGUUUCCUUAAAACUUUUCUAGGGGGUAUGUUAUUGGCUGCUAUAAGAAGAGAUGCAAAUGACCAAAUGUAUCCUCUAGCCUGGGCUGUAGUUGAGGGUGAAAACAAUGAUAGCUGGGAAUGGUUUAUGGAGGAACUAAGGAAAUGUCUAGAUGUGCAUGAGGGUGGAAAGGGUUGGACCUUUGUUUCUGACCAACAUAAGGGAAUACUGAAUGCAAUUGCUUUGGUGUGGGGUAAUGCUGAGCACAGAAAUUAUGCAAGACAUAUUUAUGGUAACUGGCACAAGAAAUUCAAAAGUGAUGAGUUGAAGGAGGUUUAUUGGCAAGCAUGUAGAUCUUAUAAUGAGGCUUACUUUCUUGAAGCUAUAAAGGAAAUGAACAACCUGGAUCGUGAAGCAGUUGAUGCAUUUAUAAAGCAAAAUCCUAAAGGCUUUGUGAGGUGCUAUCUUCAAAAUGAUACCAAGUGUUGUGUCAUAGUCAACAACAUGGCUGAGACCUUUAAUGGUACCAUAGUUCAGUCUAGGGCAAAGCACAUUAUCCAUAUGUUAGAGGAUAUAAGGGUUUCAAUGAUGAGAAGGAUAACUACAAAGCAUUCUGAGGUGGUUGCCUUUGAUGGGGUUGUGUGUCCUAGGAUACAAGAGAAACUUGAUCAAGAGAAGUAUUGGGCUUACAAAAGUUUUCUCGGAAAGAAUGCUGAGGACUUUGUGCAUGAAUGGUAUCAUAAAGACCAGUACCUAAAGUCUUAUGAACACACUAUCCCAUCACUACCUAGUGAAAAAUACUGGCCUAAGGUUGAUUAUCCUCUGGACCCACCACCAAUUAAAAUUGCUCCUGGAAGAGCCAAGAAAAACAGGAAGAGAGAUCCACAUGAAGACCCUAAGAAACCAGGCAAAUUGACAAAGCAUGGGAUACAAAUGACAUGUAGCAACUGCAACGAAAAAGGCAACAAUGUAAGGAAGUGCAGUUCGAAGGGUAAGGCUAAGGUUGGUGCAGCUAAUGGAGAUGAAGGUGGGCCUAAACAAUCAAGGGCUAGGCCAAAGGGGAAAGCUGUUAUGGUGAAAGUUGCUGUUGGUUCUAAAAGGAAAAGGGCUAAGUCAAAGUCAAAGGUUAGAUCAAGUAAAGCAUCAUAG
Molecule: messenger RNA, 1266 nt
Organism: Helianthus annuus (common sunflower)
Lineage: Eukaryota; Viridiplantae; Streptophyta; Magnoliopsida; Asterales; Asteraceae
Exons: 3
Coding region: 1-1266 (421 amino acids)
Source: RefSeq, a predicted model, not a curated record